Molecule: messenger RNA, 3688 nt
Organism: Mytilus trossulus (common blue mussel)
Lineage: Eukaryota; Metazoa; Mollusca; Bivalvia; Mytilida; Mytilidae
Exons: 5
Coding region: 194-3010 (938 amino acids)
Molecular function (GO): oxidoreductase activity
Source: RefSeq, a predicted model, not a curated record
CACAAAAUCAAGUUUGUCCCAGACGUUAAGAUUAUGGACAUAUUUAUUACUAAUGGUAUUCUAGAUGUGUCAAUGGCUUUUAUUUAAUGUCUACACAACUGUCAUUGUUUUUAUUGAUGGACCAAUGUGAUAAGACAAAACAUAUUGACGGAAUGCGAGUUUUCUAUCGAGGAACCAUUAUUAAGCAGAUAUAAUGCAUACAUUUAUAUUUCUAAUAUUAAUCAUUGGGAACACAAGAGCUUUGAUAGAGGAAAUACCACUUCCAAAUGAGCUCAGCAUUUGUUUUGAAUCCCUGAGCAGAAAAAAUGACAUGACAAAAGUACCAUGCACAGAAAUCCAAUGGCUCUGUAUGCAAAAAAGUCUGUGGAGACUUGUUGAUCACAGCAUCAUGAAUAUAUCCGAUGCUGACAGAAAAUGGAUAGAUGCCAUACUUCAAAUUCCAGAUUUUAGAAGUGCUACAAGUGCCGCUGCUGCUGCCUCAACAGCAGGAACCGGAACUGCAACGGCGACUGCAACAGGAAGUGGUAGAAAAAGGCGCCAAGCUGCAGCUUCACUGCGCAUUCGAACAGAGUAUCGAAUGUUGAAUGACCUUGAGAGGGAUCAAUAUCACCGUGCAGUUAAUACACUGAAGCAGCUCCCUAUAGGAAAUGUAUCUAGGUAUGAUUUCAUAGCCAACAUCCACCGUGGAGACGCCAUUCCAGUGGCUCAUUUCAGUCCAAACUUUCUAGGAUGGAACAGAGUUUACCUUUUGAUAUACGAGAAUGCUUUGCGCCAAAUAGACCCUACAGUAACUGUGCCAUACUUUGCGUCAGACUUGGACGAUCCGCUGGAGGACCCAACACAUAGUGUCAUCUGGUCAGACAUAUUUUUGGGUAAUGGUGAUGGUGUGGUUAGAUCUGGUCCGUAUGGGAACUGGAAAACACCGUCCGGACCUCUGGUCAGAAACAUUGGUAGCAUGGGCCAGCUUUUAUCAAGUAGCAGAAUUGGACGUAUAUUGAGUAAAAAUCGAACAGAAGAUAUAUCUGAACCAACAGCUCCUUACGACACAAAUCUUGAACGACAACAGUAUUUGGUGAACCGAUGGAUUGGUGGAGGUGGUGGACAAAUGUCAGACCUGAAUUCCGCUGCGCAUGAUCCAGCCUACUUUAACCAUCUUGCUUAUGUAGACUAUAUUUGGGAACAGUUUCGAAUGUUACAACGUCAACAAGGUAUCAAUCCUGCCAAGGAUUACCCUGUUGGGCGGGGAAUACCAAUUACUACUGAACCAAUAGGCUUUGGAACUCUUCAAAAUAUAGACGGUUACAGUAGUUACUUCACGGAGGCCGUUUACACAUAUGAAUACCUACCAGAAUGUUCAAUUGACCAUACAGAUUGUGGAUCAGUCUAUCUUAGGUGUGAUACCACUGUACAUGUUCCUCGAUGUGUUUCACUCACUCGACACGAAUGGAACUUACAUCUAAAGGCAACUGGUCAACUAGGUACUAGUCCUAGUUUGGGAGGAUUCAGCUUCGGCCAGAGUGCCCUUCCAUUGCAAACAGAUAAUAAGCAGUGUCCAUCGUCCGAUAGAGGUAUACAGAAUAGAUACAGAGUGGAUGAUAUGACGGAUAUAAGAGAAUGGGUGUAUAUUCCCGUAGAGAUCCUCAGUAGAAGACCUCCUGAAAAAGCGAUUUAUGAUUCCUACCCAGUUUUUCAUAGUAACGUUAUUUACGACGGCGAUGUCUAUUCACCAGAUGCCUACCGUGUGUUAAGAAACACUUUACACACUGUACGAUUGGGAAAAUAUGACUACUGUAAAGACACGUCGUCAAAUGCUGGUAAAAUAUUUAUCAAAUCUGAGGGACUUAAUUAUUAUGGUUCUUACCAGGAAUAUGCAAUCGUUGACAACAGACUGGCCCUGUCGUCUUCAACAGCGUAUGUGGCGGUUAGGUCACCAGAGCUAGGAAUGACACAAACCCUCAUUACUGCACAUGACUCAUGUGGCAGGAUGUGUUCUGCGUACUGCAAAAUUAAAGGUCGAAGUGAAUACCAACCAUGUCAUGGAGCAUUGCAGAUGACUUCUGCAACACCGAAACAGUACAGUGUGAAUUUCGGUGAAGUAAUUGAGAAUACUUGGGAAUUUUAUAAAAAAAGGUAUUUUCCAAAAGUGAAAGAAGACAAUGUUUUUAUAAAGUUUUUCUGUAGUUAUAACGAAUACUGGCCAAAGAAGAUAGAAAAAUCACCAACCGUCAUGUCAUCAACGAAAACCAGUAAUCAGAAGAUGCAUCAACUAAAGAGUUCCGCUGUCCAAGGAUCAGUUAAAAAGACUUUUAAUGAAGUUAAACCAUCCAUUCGACUUAAUACUGGAGUACAGCCACAGAACACAAAUACUGUAUCACUGCCACAAAGGACCAAUACUGAACCUCAGUUGAGGACCAAUAGUGCACCCCAACAAAGAACCAAUAUUGCACCUCAACAGAGAACCAAUACUGCACCUCAGCAGAGAACUAAUACUGGAUCCCAGCAGAGAACCAAUACUGCACCUCAGCAGAGAACUAAUACUGCAUCUCAACAAAUGUCUAAUACUGUACCCCAGCAAAGAACCAAUACUGCAACACAGCAAAGAACCAAUACUGCACCUCAGCUUAGAACCAAUACUGCACCCCAGCAAAUGGCUAAUACUGUACCCCAGCAAAGAACCAAUAACAUACCUCAACAAAGGAUGACUCAAAUGAAUUCACCACCAAUUGUAUCUUCAAAUAUGGGAGCAAACACACAUCAAAGCCAAAAUCAGAUGCUAUCUAAUUCAGGAUCCACACACAAUGCAGGUCAAGCAGGGAUACGAAAUCCAGGAUGUUUACUUGGACAUGGCUGUAUUGUUGCAGGCUCAUGCAGAACGUGUACACAUGGUCAGAAAAUAGCAUGCAUCAAAUCUUCAACAUUGUUUGCGCAUUGUCAAGGCACUUCAUUACUCAUCAGACGUUGCCUAUCCAAUAGUCGUUUUGAUUCUGUUACAGGCACAUGUACAAUGUAACUUAUCAGAUUGCAGUGAUGGCGUUAAGUUAAAAAAAAAAUGUUAUUAUAUGUAGUGAUCUAAAUAGUCACUGUUGUUGCUACACACAAGCACGAGUUGUAAACUUAUCACAUGGAACAACGAGAAUGAAAAGAAUUAAGAUGAAAACAUUUAACUCAGUUUCCAACGUGCUAAUGUAGCGAACAAUAUGUUUUGGCAUUACGUUAUUUUGUUAACGUUACACAUAUGUGACAUUGGACACAGUUCUCGCAUUAAAUAUUUCAUUUCUGUAAUUUAAAUUAGGAUUUAAAGUAUCCUUAAUGGAGUAUUUUAAUCAAAUACUUAACAAGCGUGUACCGGUAUUUCUUACGAAAAAAGUCCUGGUUGAAAGUUUAAAGUAAAAAUUUGAAAACGACAUAAAUUAGUGCAUUAAAGAUUAUCCGAAACAGAAGCGCAUAUAUAUAUACUGGUAUAUAUAUGUAGGAUUAGAAACUUUUACAUAGUUACAAAGGUAGGAUAUACGUUACUCCUUUCUCAGAAGAGAACAGGUGCACAAACAAAAAAUUAAACAACUUGUAUGAUAAACCAUUGUGUUCUUAUAUUUGAUGAGGAAGAGUGUUGUUAUUUUUGUUUUAUUGAGCCCUUUCUUAUGUUUAUACAUGUAUGUUUUGGAAUAAAAUUCUAAAUAUUUUAAUGAAA